Pelagomonas calceolata is the source of this 1029-nucleotide messenger RNA. The record is from the annotation of a GenBank genome assembly. NCBI's taxonomy places the organism in Eukaryota, Pelagophyceae, Pelagomonadales, Pelagomonadaceae.
AUGCGUCCUUCGCGCGGCGCGCGCGCGGCGCCGCCGGGGCCGCGGCCGCCGCGCGGCGCAGCCUCGCUGCCCAAUUAGAAAUAGCGGAGCGCGCGGCCGCGGAGGCGCCGGAACCGCGACGCAAGCAGCUGGGCGUGGCGCCGCGCCGCGCGCGCGUCCGAUUGUCGGCGCUGAGCGAGGCGCUCGCCCGCGCAUUACGAGGCUGCGGCGUGGCCGGCCAGGCCGUGCAGAUCCUGGAGCAGCUGGACCGCGACGCGCUCUUUCAGAGCGCUUCAUCGAAGACGCCGCAGAAGACACAGAACGAGGACGCUCGCGCGGCGGCGGCGUCAUUAAGAAGGACGCGCGACUUAUUAGCAAGGGGCCUCGACCAGGUCGCCGCGGCGGCCGAGGCCAUCGAGGAGGACGCGUCCUUGUUCUCGGGCGUCCUCGGCAAGCAUUCCAAGAUCGGCGGCGCCGUGAAGCGCGCCGGGCGGGCGAUCCGGAGCAUCAAGACGCAGGAGGACCGCGACCUCGCCUCCAUGGUCGCGUCGGUCUGCGUCUUCUACCUCGUCGUGUUUUACAUAAUUUGGCGCCGGCUGCCGCUGCGCGAGGUGCUGCGGUGGGUCCUUUCAUCAUUGUGGGGCCUCUGCUUCGGUGGCAGUGCUACGGAAGAGGUCGCGGAGACGGCCGUCGCGGCCUGCGCCGCGGCGGCCGCCGCCGGCGCGGCGCUGCCGGCGCACUGCGCCCUGCACGAGGCGGCCGCGGCCGCCGCCGCGUCGUCUGUGCAGGAGGCGCCGUCUGCGGCGCCGCCCGCGCCCGAACGGGACCCCGAUCCGCCGGCCUGCGUGGACACGGCGGGCUGGCACGACGGCAAGAACGGCUGCUCGGGCUACGCGCGGCACGCGGACACGUGGUGCGACUUGUAUGGAGGCACGGACUACAACGGCCAAGGGCCCGCGGCCGUCCACUGCUGCGCCUGCGGCGGCGGUUCCACGAGGGACGAACUGUAGUAAGAGACAUUUGUGUGUGAUUACAAACGAAACGCGAACG